AUGUCUGACAUCCAACUUAAUCGGGCAGGUACAUUUACUCUAUAUGCAAGUGAUGUUACUUCAUUUAAUCGUCUUCUUAAUGAUUUUACAUCGAUACUUUCAUCUAAUGGUCAAGCUGCAACAAAGCUCUAUGUUCCUCGCUCUAUUCAAAGAGUCAAGGACACAGAAAAGGUGGCUUUCGUAAAGAGAGUCGACCUAGAAGUACCAGAUGAUCGAAUAAUUGAUGCAUUAAAGAAAGUUGGUCUUGAUGUUAUUGAUGUUACUCGAUUAAAAAGCAAAGAUGGUAAUACUCCAACAACAACCAUCAAAAUUUCAUUUAAUGAUGCACAUAAUCGAAACACAUUCGUACAUACAGGACUUCAAGUUGACUCGAUGCACUUUAAUGCUGAAGCUGCAUCACAAAAUUCAAAGCCUGUACAAUGUUACAUUUGUCUUCAAUACAAUCAUGUAGCCAAGUACUGCAAAACCAAACAACAAGUAUGUUCUCGAUGUGGUGAUAACCAUCGUAUUGAAUCAUGUACUGCUGCAAAUGAUGCAAUAAAAUGCUGCAAUUGUAAAGGCAAUCAUUUAGCCACGUCUAAUGAUUGUCCAAAUUAUAAAGAACAACACAAACGAAUGCUAAAUUUAAUUAACCAAUAUUCGUCCACAAGCAAACCAACAGCUACAGCACCAGCUAUACAUGAUGUCAAUGAAUUUCCAUCAUUACCAGGUAUGUAUCAACGUCAACACGAACAUUUACAUAAUGAUAUUCUUGAUGAAUUAAUUAAUGUACUUACCACCAAAAUGGAAAAAAUCAUCGAAGAGACAACCAAAAGAUUAUUCAAAUCACUGCAACAGAAGAUAAAGAAAAUAGAAAAAACUAUUGCAUCAGUGGAAAGUUUAGUUAAUAAUGAUACAUCUGAUUCAACUUCGGAUAGUGAUGAAGAAAUUCAAAUAUUAAAUGAUAACAAUAAUAAGCAACAACAACAUGCAGCAACUACCAAAAAAACCAAUGAAACAGAAUAA
Rotaria sp. Silwood1 is the source of this 1005-nucleotide messenger RNA. The record is from the annotation of a GenBank genome assembly. NCBI's taxonomy places the organism in Eukaryota, Metazoa, Rotifera, Eurotatoria, Philodinida, Philodinidae.